Messenger RNA from Symbiodinium sp. CCMP2592, 672 nucleotides. The record is from the annotation of a GenBank genome assembly. Lineage: Eukaryota; Dinophyceae; Suessiales; Symbiodiniaceae.
AUGCACCGCUCAGACCCAGAAACCACAGCCCCAAAGGAGCAAGUGGCGGAGAAGAUCGGAAGUGGAAGCCAAGAGAAAGCCAGCUUUUCAGGCAAGUGGCCCCGACCACUGUUCAAGCGAUGGAGGCAAGGCCGGCACUAUUACAAUCCUGACAAGCCGUCCGGGGAAGAUGUCGGAUUGGCGUUUCUGGAAAUUAUCAUCGAAGUUUCCGACGGACUGGAAGCACAAGAUGUCCUGGAAGAGCCAACGGAGAACGAGACCUUCGUCGCCGCUGUCGCAGCGUUGUUUGGUCCGAACUUGACGGAUUGCUCGGUGGAUUUUAAUGGCUUUAACAUGUCUGCUUUCGAUGACACGGAGAUCAGCGGUGGUGCAGCGUUGAAGCUUGCUCAGAUCAAGCAGUCAAACACCGUCGACUCUGCGACCUUCAACGGUGAUUUGCUUUUCGCCGAAAUCGAGUGCAAGCACCCGCUUUCCACAGGCGAGGCAUGGUUGGAGGGGAUUGAAAGCAAUCUGUCUCCUUUGGCAGCAAACUUCCGAGCCCUCGUGGCAGGCUUGGGCGUGACGGGGGUCGGUGAUGCCGGGAUCGUCGACGUUGAGUUUGAACUCGACGAAGAAGAUGAAGAAGAUGAAGAAGAGGGUGAAGAAGACGGCGACGAAGAGACGCAGCCGUAG